AAAAUAAAUAAGCAAAUAGCAGCUGCCAUUUUAAGUAAAGUGACAAAAACCCUGUUCACACCUUGAAAUCGAUUUACGUCACAAACAUUAAUGAAAGCGUUUCGAAGGGAACAUUCAACACAACACAAAGUAAAUAGAAAAACAUCCGUUACAUCCAGCUUCCAACAUUCGCACUAUUAUCUCGCGAGAACCAAUCCAAAAUGGAGAAUACAGUGGUGCUCCCCUAUUGGUCCGCUCGCAUCAAGCCUGCCUCCUCUUCCACAAAGCUCCGCCUACCACAAACAAAAAACUUUCCAGAAUAACGACCAACCUUCCUGUGAGUGCACAUGUCCAGUCACAUCCCUAGUCCAAAACAAAAACCACUCAAUGAAAAGCAGGUAGAACGAGCUUCAAAUACUAUUUCAUGGCACAAAAAACGUGUUAAACUCUUAUCGUAGAUUUCGUUACGCCAAUAUUGAUAUUGAUUAGUCCAUCUCGCUUAGUCUGAACAAUUUUGACGGUGUUAGACAAGGACGGGGCAAGUCAGUUUUAGUGUGGUUAAGAAAAAAUAUGUGUUCACGUUCAGUGUUCGUCGGUACACCUGGCGUGCGGGCGCACGGUCGAUAGCGCACGGCGGUGCACUAGCCCGUUUUAAAAUUCGAACGCACCGAAUAUCGGGACGCCAAUCGCCGGCGCGAAUACAGUCUCACCCGUCGACGUAGUGAUGUGUGUGUAAAUAUCGACAUCGAUAGCGGUGAUCGUGACAAACAUGAUGACUAUGGACAUCGGGAUGUACAACAACCAGCAGAAUUAUGGCAGCGCCGAGUUUUACCAGCAGGGGGCAGCGUAUCAGCCGCCGUACGAGGGAUACCAUGAGGGGUACUAUGAGCCUCCGACUCACUACUACGAGCCGUUACUGCACUCGCAGCAGGGACAUGAGCCCCCACCUCCCGUCAUCAGUACCGAUACAGGUCUAUGCUACACAAACCUAGACUAUGGCGAACUGCAGCAGAAUUAUCAGUUGCAUCCAAUUCAGCAUCACCCGGAGCCAUUCAAACAUAGAGAGGAAGUUCGCCACGAGGACAUGCACCUUCACGAGCAUAAAAUAGACAACCAUUACUUAGAGACAAAGUAUAACAUGCACUUCGUUGACGAAGGAUCGAUGGCGUUCAAUCCAGCUUCUCCAAUGGCUUGCGGGGAAUUCGAUUACCAGCCAAAGGACGAGUUCGGCGGGUUGCGGGAGUUCCGGGAAGAUUGCGGGGGCCCACACCUUCCACCCACGGGGCUGCAGCAUCCGCCGGCGCACUCCGCCGUGCCCACCUACAAAUGGAUGCAAGUCAAGAGAAACGUUCCUAAACCUUCAGCGCCAAAGCUGAUGAUUCCUCCGGCGGAGUUUGUCGCCCAGGGCGUCAUGGGCAGUCCGCAAGAAGGCAUGCGCACCCCCACCGGCAGUCAGAUGCUACCCAACUCCCUGCUCAACCUCAAUAACACCGGCCGCACCAACUUCACCAACAAACAACUCACAGAACUAGAAAAAGAAUUCCACUUCAAUAAGUACCUCACAAGAGCGAGGAGGAUAGAGAUAGCCUCCGCUUUGCAACUGAAUGAGACACAAGUCAAAAUAUGGUUCCAGAAUAGACGCAUGAAACAGAAGAAGAGAAUCAAGGAAGGGCUAAUCGUGGCCCCCGAGGUCCAGGCAGCAGUUUCGUCUGAUGUUGUUGGCUCCAGUGAGAACAGUCGAGAGUCAAGUUAAAACGUGAACUUGAGAGACCAUUACUAGUUUUGUUAGUGUUGAAGUGAAGAAAUUUUAUCUAUUUAAGACUUUGUACAGAGCUUCCUUGUAUUUAAUUGUAGGUUGUGUAAAAUACAAAUGUUCUUUACCACGCUCAUCAAUAUUUUAAAAACAAAUAUUUUAAACCAUAAUUCAGCGUCAUUUUUAACCCUUCAACUCCCAACGUCGAGAUAUCGACAGAAAAUUACCUCUACCUCUCGCCGUCACAAUAUCGCACUAUACUUAAUACGUGAUUUCAUACAAUUUAUAUAUAUUAUAUCAAAAAUGUCUUCAUGAGAAUUUGAGGUAGGUAUUUGACUUUUCUAGGUGCUUGGAGUUGAGGGGUUAAAUGCGAAAGCAGUUUGCAUGCGAAUUUCCUGCCUUACAAUCGUUUCGCUAAAUUUAUUAUAUCCUACUUUAUACACUCAAGGAGCAUUCCAUGGGCUGUCCCGUACAAACGCAUUUUAUUUAAUGUAUUACAACUUUUUAAUCGGCGUUUAAAGCCCACGGUUAUUUUUAUGUGCAUAUUUUAUCUGAACAUUUUUCACAGAAACACAAACUCUUCAACAAAUCAAAUCUUCAGAAAAUUCGCGUUUGUACGGGACAACGGUAGACAAUUUCAUGGAAUGCUUCUCAAGAGCAAUAAAAUCUGAUAUAUGAUACCUACUACUUACUGUAUUUCGGACGUAUUUUAUUGAAAUCUGAGGGCCUACUGCGAACACCGAAGUUCGCAUAUUUCGGGCAACUUCCUCUUUUAGUCUAAUUAAGGCGUAAAUAGAAUGACAGAGAUAGUUGAUCAAAAUUUACGAACUUCGAUUUUUGCGGUUUUAGCCCUGCCAUGUUGGCUAUAUUUAAUAUAUCCAAACGGACGCCGGGGGUCGUAAAACUUCUCAUUCACGCUCGCGUGGUCGAAGGUAGGGUAAAGAGAGAUAGAGACGAUAGAGAUAUGACCCCUGUCGUCAGAUUGGUUUGAGUCUACUAUAAAUUACCUCUAAAACAGCACGGCCAAUAAGAUCGUACACUUCUCAAGUGACGACAACAGCAUGGACCAUUUGAAGUUUUAUAAUUGGUAGACCAAUCAAUCUAUAAUCAUAUCCUUCCUUACCCUGUGCCAGCUAAAGUUAGUUCAUAUCGAUAAUGAAUGUAAAACCAAUGCUUAACUGUCAGCGUACAAAACAAAGGUUGGUAGUUUAAUAAUUAUUAUAACCAUAAUAUACAUUUUAGAAAAGAUAAUGCGACCAAAUUCCACGACUAAGUCGACUACAGUGCCGCUAAUGAAUUAAAGGAUUAUUUGGGGCAUUUUCUAUGAUAAGGGACCUUAUUGUCGAUGACGCUUACGCCGCACAGCGUCGCGCGGCAUUGUAUUUAUAUCGGAGCAUCGUUUAUAAUGGCGUAAGCGCCAUCGACAAUAAGGUCCCUUUUUAUAUAAAAUACCACAUUUAUGUUAUGUAACUACUAACAGCCAGUAUUCGAGACAAAACAAAAUUGGCCUAAAUAAAAUUUAUAGUAUCAUGUAAAAAUAUAUCACGUUUCUGUUGUCAAAAAUACUGUAUCAUACCUAAGUACAAUUCUAAAAAUGUACACUUUCAACAUUAUGUAGUUACAUAUUGGGCCUUGUUUAGCUGAAAACUUGAUUUAAGUACUUUACUAUAUAUCAGCUAGCUACGUACCCUUCGCAGCUAGAGAUGUCACAGACAGCUGCAACGCUUAGUAAAUGAAACAUUCUUAAUGUGACCCCUCACUUAGAAAUAGAUUACCUACCUAUAAUGUACCUAGGUAACCUAAUAUGAAUUAAUUUGUUGCGCAGAAGUCCCGUUUUCGUUUUACUUUUUAUAUACUAUAUUGUACGAGUAGGUAUGUAGACAUUAUUUUUUAAGAUUUUGUGUGAUGUUAGUUUUGUUACUGUCGAGUAAGCCUCAGUUGUCUUAUUUAAACCAUUAUAACCGAAACGUGAACUUUUUGAGCUUAGUUUAUUCGUUAUCAGAAUGUCGGAUCAUUAAAAAAAUAUACCUAUAGGUAAAAAUCGAAAAUUAUAUAACCUUUCAUACGACUCGCAGCGAUUGAUUUGAAUUUAUGGAGUAUGGAGUGUAUGGACGUAGGUAUGAUUAACGCGGCGAAAAUAUAAUACUUCCAUUUAAUCUCCGCUCGAUAAAAAGAUAUGUAUCUACGCUUUAAAUACGUACGCGAUAACCGCGUCUUUAUUCUAAACAGCAAAUUCGCUCAAACAUAAGUAAUCAAACAUAAGUGAGCAAAUUUGCUCAAAGAUGAUCUAAGGAUACUCUAGCUGUAGAUUAAUAUAUGGUCCAUAUUACGGACGGUCGCCUCGGUUAGAGUACUGCUGAUAUCUACCAGAGUUGCGUUUUAUCAAGGGUUUGUAUCUAACAGGUUGCUCUGCAAAUUACUGGUAACUAUAUACAUGCAUAGUUGCUAUUUGUUUCUCUUUGUAGCAAAGAUUUUAGUUGGAAAGACAGGCAAAGAGUGAUUAAAUGUUACAAGCUGUUAUAAAACGCAAUCCUGAAGGAACAAAGUGUGGAAUACUUACUACACUGUACUCUAUUAUAAGGAAAUAGAGGUAUUCGAUAUUUCCAACUACAUGUAUGGUAGUCCCUACAAUACAUUUGUUGGUGACUAGUACAUUUGCGAUGGUGAACAUUUUUUAGACUUCCGAGAAGAUACGAUAAACAAGUGUGUAGGUAAGGUACCUGUACCUACCCUCGACAGAAUAAAACCUUGGGCCAACGUUGAAUGGAACCAUGGCAUAUUGAUAGCAAGGGCUGAUCCAGGGGGCCCCGCCCAGGGCCCGCUCAGGGGGUCCGGACUUUUUGACCAUGCGACAAAAAUUAACAAGAAUUUGACUACGUGACCCCCCGCCCCCUGACUUUAUAAAGCUGGAUCUGCCCUUGAUUGAUAUUGGCAUAUUGAUAAUAACUAGCGAGUGUUCGUUACAAUUUAAUUUAUAAUGUCAUUUUGAUAUGGUUUUAUGGUGGCGUACGGUGCCGUCUAGUUGAUUGUAGAAUACGAAUUAUAAUGGAGUGUCUGUCUACAAUAUUAGCACAAUCGGAAGGAAUAAGACAAACUGCGAAAUCUGUUGGACAGUGAUGAAAUUUGGCAUAUGUGUUAAUUAAAGGUCCCUUUUUUAUGUCCACACCGUUUGACAUUAAAUUUGGGGACCUCGAGGAACUGCAGCAAUCUUGGAAAAUGUGUGCCUUUCUGGAAAAAUUCGCAUUUUACUCUGAAUUUACGUAUUCUAUGGAAAUAGUAGAUUGUGAUACAACUGUGUUACGUUGGUCAUCACACACGAGGCGAUAUUGUGCGCGCGAGCUGUAAGCGAGCGCGUGAUAAUAAAGCCGAUGUGUGCAAUGACCAAUGCACACGCGUUUCAUACGACGUUUUUCAACACACUUGCGAGGAAAAAAAAGAAACUUUCAUAUUAAUCCAAUUUUAAUUGCGAUGGCGAAACGAAAGCUUAUUAACACCAUGUCCCGAAAACGAAGUCUUCUAGAAAUGUGGCUUUUCCCAGAUGGCUGCGGUUCCUCGAGGUCCCCAAAUGUCAAAUGGUGUGGGCAUGAAAAAGGGAUCUUUAAUUAACAUAUAUACCAAAUUUUGUCACUGUCCAAGAGAUUUCGCAGUUUGUCCUAUUCCGAUUGUGCUAUAUAUUAUAUAAUUAUGUGGUUAAACGAACAAUAUCAUUUAUUUAUCAAAAAUCAAAUGUGUCAUAUUUUUUUAUCUAUUUUUUAUUAAACUACAUACCUAAGACCAAAGCUCAUUCUUUGUUAUAAUUAAUUUAUUACUUACAACUUCUACUUAUGUAAUUAAAGUGUACAGUCAACUUGGUAUACUAAUAUAAUAAUUGCGUGUUAGGUCGGUUUGUGUGUACAUUUGUUAAGCUAAUAGUACCUAAUACUUUAUCAAUAAAUUAAUUGUAACUAUUUUCA
Molecule: messenger RNA, 5685 nt
Organism: Cydia strobilella
Lineage: Eukaryota; Metazoa; Arthropoda; Insecta; Lepidoptera; Tortricidae
Product: homeobox protein Hox-B4-like
Exons: 2
Coding region: 749-1732 (327 amino acids)
Biological process (GO): regulation of transcription by RNA polymerase II
Cellular component (GO): nucleus
Molecular function (GO): DNA-binding transcription factor activity, RNA polymerase II-specific; RNA polymerase II cis-regulatory region sequence-specific DNA binding
Source: RefSeq, a predicted model, not a curated record